Trichoderma breve is the source of this 1056-nucleotide messenger RNA. RefSeq names its product zinc-binding dehydrogenase domain-containing protein. Bases 1 to 1056 code for a protein of 351 amino acids. Gene Ontology annotation, molecular function: oxidoreductase activity. The transcript is spliced from 3 exons. The record is from RefSeq and is a predicted model, not a curated record. Lineage: Eukaryota; Fungi; Ascomycota; Sordariomycetes; Hypocreales; Hypocreaceae.
AUGGCUGAAGAGAUUCCUAAGACAUCUAAACAGUGGAGAGUCACUGGCUAUGAUGGAUUUGAUGCCCUGAAGUUCAUGGAGGAAGAAGUCCCUAUCCUUUCCGAUAAUUACGUACUCGUUAAAAGCGCAUCACUAAACUUUCGUGACAUUAUCAUUCCCCUUGGCAAGUAUCCAUUCUCUCAAAAGCCCAACGUCGUUCCCGGGUCGGAUGGAGCCGGAACAGUCAUCGCGGUUGGCAAAAAUGUUACGCGAUUCAGACCAGGGGAUAAGGUUGUUACGAUCCUCAACCAACGACAUUUGGCGGGGUCGAUGGAUGCUCAAGCCGCAGAUUCAGGGCUUGGUGGAUCAAUCGACGGAACAUUGCGCUCAGUCGGUGCGUUUGACGAGCAGGGACUUGUCAAGAUGCCGGAAGGCUUGAAAUUCAUCGAGGCUGCCACUCUUAGCUGCGCCGGUCUAACUGCCUGGAAUGCUCUUUUCGGAUUAUCAGCCAAGCAACUCAUGGCAGGCCAAUGGGUUUUAACACAAGGUACAGGAGGAGUCAGCUUAUUUGCUGUGCAGUUUGCCAAACUGGUUGGCGCUAGAGUCAUUGCAACAACGAGCUCUGAUGAAAAGGCCAAAUUACUUAAAAGUCUAGGUGCCGAUCACAUCAUCAACUAUCAAGAGACGCUAGACUGGGGAGAAGUCGCCAAGGAAUUGACUGGAGGAAUUGGUGUAGAUUUAGUCGUCGAGGUUGCAGGAGCAUCGACAAUGAAGCAGAGCGUUGCUAGUUUGAAGCUUGAUGGUACUAUGAGCGUUGUUGGUUUCGUUGGAGGCGAGGGCAACGGAGCAGAAGUUCCAAAUUUGUUAGAUCCGUGGCUUAAACAUUACACGGUUCGCGGCAUCUCAGUCGGUAGCCGGCAGCAAAUGGAGGCUAUGUGCCUUGCUAUUGAGGCCAAUUUGGACAAGCUUCGGCCGAUUGUUGACUCACGGGUAUUUGAACUUGAAGAGCUCAGAGAUGCCUACAAGUAUUUGCAAGCUGGAAAGAAUUUAGGGAAAGUUUGUAUCAACAUAGAAUAA